This is a messenger RNA of Megalobrama amblycephala (Wuchang bream), 5184 nucleotides long. RefSeq lists its product as uncharacterized. The transcript has 3 exons. Lineage: Eukaryota; Metazoa; Chordata; Actinopteri; Cypriniformes; Xenocyprididae. The record is from RefSeq and is a predicted model, not a curated record. Bases 3720 to 4673 code for a protein of 317 amino acids.
UGUAUGUGUGCAUAUAUCAAUAAAUAUAUGCAUUAGCUUCAUAAGUUUCAUAAGCUAUUUAAAUUUUAAUAAAGAGUAAUGAAAAAUUUAGCUAAUGCACUAGGGCAUUCGGGACAAAAUGAAUCCACCUUCAUCGAAAAUGACUUGGGAUUUAUUUCUAGCCAAGAGUACUGUUCUUUUCAUUUCAGAGUACAUCCUUUAGCACCAUAUUGCCAUUAUGUCAAAUAAAUUAUAUUUGCAUAAGAAAUCAUGCAAAUGUGCUGCGAAACUCCAGAAGAUUUAAUCUCCAAAAAAACACACAACGUUGAUUUUUGGUCAUUUCAAAUCUGAGUUUACAACUUUCUCUAACAAAAUCUCUGUGCUAAACUAUUUAUGUGGGAUUGAAUUAAAGUAAUAAUUUACCCAAAAAUAAAACUGCUGUCAUUAUUUUCUCACUCUCAUUUUUGUGGUGCUUCAAGAUUGAAACAUGGGAAAGCACUGUGGAACAGUGGGUGUCUAAAAUUCCCUCAUAUAAAAGGCGGUCAGUGACCCCUCCACAGGAGACCGUGACUAAAUCUGAGCACUUUUGUUCAUCGUGGGGCUGUCUGGAGAACCACAGAGCCAACCGUUACAAACCCUGUGAGAUUCUCGUCUUUGCUGUAAUAACCUCUUUUUCUCUUUGCACUACAGGUGUUUGACAUUUCAGCAGAAACAACUUCAGGCUGAGACACGUUCAAUGAACUCCAUCAGGCAUCUGACAAGAAAACCAUAUUUUUCUCUAUUAGGAUGGCUGGAAACAUCUUGAGAAGGCUGUGAGAACAACGUUUGCUCAAAGACAUAAAAUUGUAUGUGUUGCACCUGGUGAUGAAAGAGAAUUGGAAAAAUUGUCACAUUUUUAGGCACAAGUUAAAAUUAUACUAAACAUUCCAAUUUUUUCUCUUGCCUAUUUUCAGAUCAAGCUUAAGUUUCCACUUGGUGGAAAUGAAAAUCUCCAUAUACCCUAAUGAUCACUCAGAACAAACCACUCAGAAAUACCCUGACAGCCAGCCAGUACAUCCUAGCAACCACACUGCAACACCCUGGCAUCAACCCAGAACACCUUAGUAAGACUCUGGCAUCAACCCAGAACACCCUAGCAACCACUUACAACACCCAGGCACCCUAGCCACCACUUACUGUAGCAACACCCAGGCAGCCACCCAGAACACCUUAGUUAUGCCCUGGCAUCAACCCAGAACACCUUAGCAACCACUUAGCAACACCCUGACCGCCAAGCACCCUAGCCACUACUUAGCAACACCCAGGCAGCCACCCAGAACACCUUAGUAAUACACUGGCAUCUACCCAGAACACCCUAGCAACCACUUAGCAACACCCUGGCAUCUAGGCACCCCAGGCACCACUUAGCAACACCCUGGCAGCCACCCAGAACACUUUAGUAAUGCUCUGGCAUCAACCCAGAACACCCUAGCAACCACUUACAACACCUUGGCACCCAGGCACCCUAGCCACCACUUACUGUAGCAACACCCAGGCAGCCACCCAGAACACUUUAGUUAUACCCUGGCAUCAACCCAGAACACCUUAGCAACCACUUAGCAACACCCUGGCUGCCAAGCACCCUAGCCACUACUUAGCAACACCCAGGCAGCCACCCAGAACACCUUAGUAAUACACUGGCAUCAACCCAGAACACCCUAGCAACCACUUAGCAACACCCUGGCAUCUAGGCACCCCAGGAACCACUCAGCAACACCCUGGCAGCCACCCAGAACACCUUAGUAAUGCUCUGGCAUCAACCCAGAACACCCUAGCAACCACUUACAACACCCUGGCACCCAGGCACCCUAGCCACCUCUUACUGUAGCAACACCCAGGCAGCCACCCAGAACACUUUAGUUAUACCCUGGAAUCAACCCAGAACACCUUAGCAAUCACUUAGCAACACCCUGGCAUCUAGGCAUCCCAGGCACCACUUAGCAACACCCUGGCAGCCACCCAGAACACUUUAGUAAUGCUCUGGCAUCAACCCAGAACACCCUAGCAACCACUUACAACACCCUGGCACUCAGGCACCCUAGCCACCACUUACUGUAGCAACACCCAGGCAGCCACCCAGAACACUUUAGUUAUACCCUGGCAUCAACCCAGAACACCUUAGCAACCAUUUAGCAACACCCUGGCUGCCAAGCACCCUAGCCACUACUUAGCAACACCCAGGCAGCCACCCAGAACACCUUAGUAAUACACUGGCAUCAAUCCAGAACACCCUAGCAACCACUUAGCAACACCCUGGCAUCUAGGCACCCCAGGCACCACUUAGCAACACCCUGGCAGCCACCCAGAAGACCUUAGUAGUACCCUGGCAUCAACCCAGAACACCCUCGCAAACACUUAGCAACACCCUGGCCACCAAGCACAAUAACCACCACUUAGCAACACCCAGGCAGCCAGAUGUACACCUUAGUAAUACCCUGGCAUCAACCCAGAACACCCUAGAAACCACUUAGCAACACCCUGGUAGCCAGGCACCCUAGCCACCAUUAAGCAACACCUUGGUAGCCACCCAGAACACCUUAGUAAUGCCCUGGCAUCAACCCAGAACACCAUAGCAACCACCUAGCAACAGCCUGGCACCUAGGCACCCUAACCACCAUUAAACAACACUAUGGCAGCCACCCAGAACAACCUAGCAACCACUGAACAACACCCUGAUAGCACCUUAUCAAUACCCUGGCAUCAAUCCACCCAGAGCAACUUAGCAACACCCUGAAAGCCAUCCAGAACACCUUGAACACCUUAGUAACAUCCUGGGAGCCAUCUAGAACACCCUAGCAACUACUGAACAGCCCCUGGCAACCCCCUAGAAAACCAAACACUUAUCAGUACCAUGGUAUCCACCCAGAUCAUCCACUUAGCAACACCCUUGCAGCCACCCAUAACACCUUAACAACACCUAAGAACACCCUGGAAAAUACUCAGAGAAACCCAGAACAUCUUAGCUAGCGCCACCCUGGCAAACAACCAGAACACCUUAGUAACAACCUUGCAACCAUCCAGCAGAACCUACAACCAAUGAGCAACAAUAACUUUAAGCAUUUUUAAGUAAACUAUUCAAAGUUUAUGUCAUGUUCACCUGUGAUGGCUUUGAAGUCAAUGUGUUAUCAGUAGUUCCUCACAGCCCAACAAUAUUGAACCAGAGCAAAAAUGAAAAUGGAGAGAGGAAGUGCACACAAAAGCACCAUUAUCAGCUGGUUCCAUCUGAACAAUCACAUCUGUGUGUGGAUAAGGACAGAUGGAUAUGGCUGCCUUGAAGGCGUGGGGUUUCAGGCAGAUUGUUGCAAUUCUUCACCAGAUUUGAAAGCCUUUGCGGCACUGAUGCUCGUUAAGCCCAUUGCCCUUUUGAAACCAAUUUCGGUGUCUCUGCACUCAUGCCUGUGCGAAUAUGUGGUCAGUUUGCUUUUUCAAGCUGUCGCGCCUCAUGCGGCGCUUGGCUCAGUCUGGAUUACGACAGCACUUUCCCUGCUCUAGGUCACCAGGAUCAGCUCUCGCUCAACACCACAGCCAUACAUAUAAUCCCAUCAGCCCCAGCAUGGAAGAAGAGGAUUUCAGGGUGACUAUGAGGAAUUUGAGAGAAGAUUAGGCCACUGGAUAUCUCAUUCCGCCUCACAAAUGGAUCAUCAAAUCGGUCACAGUCUCGUGCAGGUCAGGACAGAGGAAAAACAAACACGGACGGCCUGAUGAUUCGGCAAAAGCACACACAGGAAAUUAUGGCAUCAGUUAUUCAGGAAAGUUUGCCCUGCCUUGGGAAAAAUGCAAUGAUCCAUCUAAAUAGCUGUGGCAUUCAGCUGGUGUCUAAAAAGGGCCGUCUCUCACGCACACCUGCCCUCCAUCUGUUACCGACACAUGCUGAGGAACCUGUUUGCUUGACACUCUCCUCAUCCUCCUCCUCCUUCUCCUCUUCCUCCUCCAUACAGGAUCAGGGUAGAGCUCCUGCUCAGCCCUCAGAGCAAGAGAAAGAGGCUGAGAAUCUGCCCCCGAGACGCCCUCUGAAACUCGCUCCGCUAGAGCUCCCCCUAGAGGUGAGAGAGGCACAGCGGCAGAAGAUCAAAAGCGCUCAGGAGGCCAAAGUUGCGCCCUGUAAGUCUGCUGAGACGUAUCCAAGAAAAGCAAAGGUUUGUUGGCAGGAAGGCCCAGCCAAGUCACCAGAGCGCCUCCCGCUGAGUACCAUCACAGAACACCACAAAACACUGCUACCUGUCAAUCAAGUCAAGGUUGGUUCUGAUAGGCCAGCAGGGAAGGAGGCGGGGCAAGGGGAAGGUAAUCCGUCAGUUCGCUCGGCACAUGCUCUCGAGAACAUCUGCCAAUCAGAGCACGGCAACAGCCAAUCAGCCGCUCCCGCUAAGAACCAGGAUGCAGUCAAAAGGCGUCUAAGACUGAGAAGGACUCAGCGGCUAGAGGAGGAUCAGAGCAAAUCCAGCUCAUUAACAGGUGGAUUAUCUGCUGAUGAGAGCAAACAGGCCUCAGCCGGCCCUGGUCAACGCGCCUCCGAGAAGGCCAUCAGAGAUGCCAGCCGUGUGCUGGAAAAGGCAUCAUGGAGGAAUCCACGGGAACCUGGGAUUUGUGAGAUGGAGGCAGUGGGUAAAGUUGGGAGAAAGAUGGCUGUUAAUGACAUUCAGGAAGCCGUGUUCUGACUCUUUGACCCGAAGAGGAAGUGCAACACACGGUGUUGGGGUUAGAGACUUGAACAUGGCAAUAUAACCAUGUCUGCAGAGGAUUUUCCCUCUUGGGUUUAGCUCAGUAAUGUAGAAAACAGCACAACAUUCCUGAUCCAAAUAUGGGUGUAUAAGUAUAUAUAAGGGAUUAUGUACAAUGAGUCAGUCAAAUUUUGAACAUAAAAUUUCAGAAAAGUUGUAAUAUAAAAUUUAAUGUCUUAAUGUACUAUGAUUAAUUAACUGGAGAAGUAUGGUAAUGUUUAUUAUUUUUAAAAAUACCUAUGCUUUAAAAUAUUGAUUAUAUUGAAUAUUGAUUUAUGCACUUUUUUAUUAUUAUACAAAAUUACCUGUAGAACACUAUGACUGACCAAUCAGAAUCCAGUAAUAAAAUCCAUUUAUAUAAAAUGAUUAUCGUUGCUAAAACAUUGACAGCUUGCGCAAAGGAUUUGUCAAUACUGUUCACGGCAGCCAAUAAAAAUUUAAAUGAUCA